Messenger RNA from Gigantopelta aegis, 3709 nucleotides. RefSeq names its product E3 ubiquitin-protein ligase RNF19A-like. Gene Ontology annotation, cellular component: cytoplasm; ubiquitin ligase complex. Bases 46 to 3381 code for a protein of 1111 amino acids. The record is from RefSeq and is a predicted model, not a curated record. Gene Ontology annotation, biological process: ubiquitin-dependent protein catabolic process; protein polyubiquitination; positive regulation of proteasomal ubiquitin-dependent protein catabolic process. Gene Ontology annotation, molecular function: ubiquitin protein ligase activity; ubiquitin conjugating enzyme binding; zinc ion binding. The transcript has 14 exons. NCBI's taxonomy places the organism in Eukaryota, Metazoa, Mollusca, Gastropoda, Neomphalida, Peltospiridae.
GUCACAUCUGUGGCAAAGCUACCUAUAAAGACAUACAAAAAAAAGAUGAAGAGAGGUAAUAGUGAGGUCAUCUCCACGUUGUCGGGUGCCUCCCGCAACUCCGGCUACCGCAGAGGCUCCACCUUCAACUUAAACUUCAGCCUGCGACACCGGUUCCGGUUCCGGCAUUCUUGCAAAUACUCCAAGUCUCAAGUCAGCCUCGACUCGGACUCGGACUCUAGUCACUCUGAGAUGAGCUUCAACAUCGCCAAAGCCAAUACCAGCAGCCUGAGUUCAGACCAGUUGAACUUGUCGUCGAGUAUCACCCUGCAGGUGCCCAAUCAGACCGUGUGCUACAUCUCCCCCCGUCGACAGCCGCGUUUGAGGCAGCCGAGUGGCAGUGUGGGGGGCGGAGGAGGGGUGCCCCGCGAGUGUCCCGUGUGUCUGGUCGAGCAGGAUGCCGACCAGUUUCCCGAGGUGAUGACCAACUGCGAUCACCGCACGUGCCGCGAUUGUCUCCAGCGCUACCUGCAGAUCGAGAUAUCGGAGAGCCGCAUCAAAGUCAUGUGCACCGAGUGCCCCGAACUGCUGCACCCGAACGACGUGCACGCCAUCCUGGAGGACAGAGCCGUGAAGACCAUGUAUGAGGAGUUCAUGCUUCGUCGCGUACUCGCCACCGAUCCCGAUGUGAGGUGGUGUCCGGCACCAGACUGCGGAUAUGCUGUGAUAACAGCCGAUUGCGCAGGAUGUCCCAAACUGAAGUGCGAGAAACCCGGCUGUGAUACAUUCUUCUGCUACCAUUGUAAACAGCAGUGGCAUCCUAACCAGACCUGUAAUGCAGCUCGCACGAAGCGGUUUCCAAACAUGCGAUCAGGGUCGCUUAGUUACAGUACUGAAUCAUGCUCAAAGAGAGACGACAUCAAGCCGUGCCCAUGCUGCGGCGCUCUGUUCGUCAAGAUGAACGGCGGUUCGUGUAACCACAUGUCCUGCAUGCUCUGUGGAGCGGAGUUCUGCUGGCUCUGUAUGAAGGAGAUUACAGACCUACAUUAUUUAAGUCCAUCGGGCUGCACAUUCUGGGGAAAGAAGCCAUGGAGUCGAAAGAAGAAAAUCCUAUGGCAGCUUGGAACGCUGGUCGGUGCGCCCGUCGGAAUCACCCUGGUUGCCAGCAUUGCAAUCCCCGCCAUGAUCAUCGGCAUUCCGGUCUGGGUCGGCAGAAAGAUUCAUGCCCGCUACGAGGACAAGCCGUCGCGACACAGGCGCAACCUCGCAAUCACGGGUGGAGUUGUCGCUUCCAUUAUUGUCGCGCCUGUCAUCGCCGGUCUCGCUGUCGGUACUGGUGUGCCAAUUCUCCUUGCCUAUGUCUAUGGAGUUGUACCUGUGUCACUGUGCCGCAGCUGUGUUGGCUGUGGCAUCACGAAAAACACUGGCGGUGUAAGGUUCGACUUCGAUGAAAACAUCAACAGCAAUCAUCCAUGCCGAUCUCCGUACAGAGCUGCAGACAGACAGAGCGUGGACACCACUCACAACGUUGCCAAUCCCAGCAUUGCUCCGAGCAUCGGCGACACAUCUCUGGCUAUGACCAACAGUCUGAGUGCCAGCGGAAGCCACGUGGACCAGGUGGGGGUCCUACAUGACGAGAGCGGCUGCGACUCCACCAGUAACCAUGCCAUCGCCAGUUCAAGUCUCAACGGCAGCCUCUGUGGCAGUACAUACGCUGCAGUCGAUGGAUAUCAAAACAAACUUGAAGUGCAGGCCGAUGUGUCAACAAGUGCCUCGUUGCACGUGCGAGAUAGCUGCAGCAAUGAGUCGGCCAACAUUAGCCUGAGUGAACGCUCGACAGCUGUUUCCUAUGGCGACAACUGCAGCACAAGGGUUCUUGCUGGAUCAAUCCUUAGUGUGAAGCAUCAAGUUCCGGCUGGUGUCUCAUCGAAUAUCUCAUUGAUCUCGCGCGAUAGCUUCAGCACUGAGUCGGCCAACGCUAGGAUAACUGAACACUUGGGAACCGUGUCCUACAGUGAUGAUUGUUCCACAAGGGCUACUGCUGGCUCAAUCCUCAGUUUCGAGCAUCAAGUUCCGGCUGGUGUCCCAUCGAAUAUCUCAUUGAUCUCGCGCGAUAGCUUCAGCACUGAGUCGGCCAACGCUAGGAUAACUGAACACUUGGGAUCCGUGUCCUACAGUGACGAUUGUUCCACAAGGGCUACUGCUGGCUCAAUCCUCAGUUUCGAGCAUCAAGUUCCGGCUGGUGUCCCAUCGAAUAUCUCAUUGAUCUCGCGCGAUAGCUUCAGCACUGAGUCGGCCAACGCUAGGAUAACUGAACACUUGGGAUCCGUGUCCUACAGUGACGAUUGUUCCACAAGGGCUACUGCUGGCUCAAUCCUCAGUUUCGAGCAUCAAGUUCCGGCUGGUGUCUCAUCGAAUAUCUCAUUGAUCUCGCGCGAUAGCUUCAGCACUGAGUCGGCCAACGCUAGGAUAACUGAACACUUGGGAUCCGUGUCCUACAGUGAUGAUUGUUCCACAAGGGCUACUGCUGGCUCAAUCCUCAGUUUCGAGCAUGAUGUUCAGGCCGAUGUGUCGACAACAAACGUCUCCUUGCACGUGCGAGAUAGCUUCAGCAAUGAGUCGACCAACACUAGCCUGAGUGAACGCUCGACAGCUGUUUCCUGUGGCGACAACUGUAACACAAGGGCUCUUGCUGGCUCAGUGCUUAGUUUCGAUUUUGAGCUAGACGUACCGAUGGAAGGAGACCGAAGCGACACCAGCAUGUUCGAACGUCUCGAGAGAACAACAAGUGUGUGCAUGUGCCCCGAGAAAAGUAUGUCGCUCUUCCUGUGGUGUCCGGAAAAGGAAAAACUGCCUGACGUGUCCGCAAGUUGCGAUAGCAUCAAAGACAAUGCCAAGAGUAUCGGCCCAUGGGCGCAUGGAGACAUGUCCGUCGACGUGCGAAGAGGUUGCUCAACUUGGCACCAACAGAGAGAUCCAGACCAACGGAAAUUGGAGAACAUUUUUCUAAAAGCUGUGGAUUCUGUCGGCGUCAGUGGCACCAGCACCAACACCGCCGCCGCUGCUGAUGGCAAAAGAAUUCAUUACCUCAGUCGGAGCCAGAGCCGCAAGUCCAUUCUCUCGGUGUCUGUGAACGCCCGGUCGGGACGACUGGACUUGCUGUCGUCACAGGAGAGAAUCGACAUUUCGUCCACCAUACCGGAAGUGGAAAGCGACAGGCCAUCAUGCUCCAAGACUCCAUCGUCGCGGGCCUUGUCCGAGGCAUCCACGAUAGAUGUCAGCUGCACCUCGGUGCACUCGGACUGCACGUGUUUGCCGGAGAGCCCUGAACUAGCAAAGCGGAGCAGCGACACAGCCUUGAGCUCGCCUACAAAAACGGCCGACUGUCACCGUCAGCUUUAAACUAAAUUUUUUUACCAAGAUAAUGUUGUUGAUUAUUGCCACUAUAGAGUUGGUGCUACACCAAACACCCACAAAGUUUCUUUAAAUUAAUAAUAAUAAUAAUGAUGAUCAUAUUACUAAUUACAUUAUGGCUCUGCUACACCAAACACCCAAAAUGAAUCCAUGUACAGUUACUUAGUCGUUUGGCUGGGGGGGAGGGCCCCGUGUUCAUACAAUGUCACAAAAGGUCAUAAUAAUUGCCUUAGUUUUUUAAUGUUUAAGUCAUGUCUGUGUCUUUUACAGACCUGUCAACCCUCCCGGAUUCCGCGGGAGUCUCCCGGUAUUUGAU